UUCUGGUGGUUUAGUUCUGAUCCGUGCAACCGUUGCUGCAAAGAAUGAAAAAUCAAAUCAAAAAAAAAGAUUGGAAUGCGAUUCCUAUCGGAAGUGGUACUCACGUGAGUGUGAGUGCCACUUCCGAUGCCUACUACUGGUUUCCUGUUGCUUACGGUUUGUUGACCUGCACUUUUGUUUUUAGUCUUGUGAGCUACGAUUGUCAAUCUAAAUCUUUGCAUUGCUGUCGUACUUGGUGCUGGUGCACAAUCUGUUAAUCGAAUUGGUACCGUGGCAGUUUGAUCUUCGUAUGUACGAAGGGUUGUCUGAGCAAAAAGUUAUCUAACCUAAUAACGAUGCACGACGAAAUAGAUGCUAACUGCAUCCCGUAGCACUUGAACUCCAUUUAUAAUAUCAAAUUUUUCAGCUUAUUUUUUCAACAGAAAGAACUUAUCCGUACUGAGACGUGAAAUUGGUGAUGUUAUCCGAAGUCCAAUCCACGUAUUAGCGUUGGUGUGUUCCGCCUGCAGCGACAGUGUGUUACCUAACAAUGCACCGUAUUUUUCUUCGGGUCAUAAGCCAGUUGCUAUAACAUUUAUAUGAAAAAUAGUAGAACAGAUGCUCAUGAUAAAACCUCCGCUUCUUUUAUGACAUGCAUGCUAAUUCAAAUCUUUUCCCCAGACCUUAGGUGUAAUAAUUCGAAAUAUUUUAUGCGAAAGACAGCUCGAAAGUCUGAAUUUGCUUUGGUAACUACUUCGGGCAAGAUUCUAUCACUUUACAGAUCUUCUUAGAAGUUUUCGUCAAGUUCUUCAACAGCAAUCGAUGGAGAUCAAUAAGACAACGAUCAUAGUCAAAGAUUCGAAUGACUGGCAGUGUUCCAUUUUGGACAUUAAAUCCCGCAUAAAGUACCUACACGAAACAGGAACACUAUGCGACUGCGAUUUUCUGGUUGGUGAAGGAUCUUCUACCGAAAAGAUUGCGGCACAUAAGUUUGUCCUCACGGUAGCUUCUCCAGUAUUUGAAGCGAUGUUCCACGGGGCACUAGCGGAGAGAAACGAUAGAGCAAUUCGUGUCCCGGAUAUUGCAGUGCUGGAAUUCAAAGAAUUGUUGACAUACAUUUAUAUGGAUCAACUAAGGAUAGAUUCGGUGGCUGAGGCGAUCAAACUUUAUUACGGAGCCAAAAAGUAUAUGCUACCGGGAGCUGUAGCUAAAUGUAUCACUUAUCUAGAAUCGAAUCAGCAAGCUGGCACCGUUUGCCAAGUCUACGAAUUUGCCAAGUUUCACGGAGAAACAAACAUGAUGGCUAAAUGCAUUGCCACCAUGCGUAGUCACACAAGUUCUGUGAUCACUAGCAGUGGUUUCCUCAAUGCCGACCUUAGCACUGUAAUAACCAUACUGGAUCAGGACGUAUUGGCAACCGGAUCCGAGCUGGAUCUUUUUAAAGCCAUUAAAAAGUAUGCAACUGAGCAUGGUCUAUCACGUACCGACCUAUCCCAGCAGCGUCAUACGCGGGAAGGUGUAACGGUUGAAUCUGCGAGCAACCAAAAACAAUCCAAGCGACAAAAACGAAACAAGAACAAAUCUAAGCGGUGUCCUUCAUUGAAGACAGCUGAGAUGGAAUUGUUCACGACUAACAAUCAAACUGACGAACCAAAAAAGGAUCCGGAGGGGGUUGGAGCUCGUCUCAAGCAAGAUGGUCCAACUAUUCUUGACGCUCUACACCGUAUCCGAUUUCUUAACCUGAAUCCAACCAAUCUCGCUCAAGAACUCGUCGGAACGGAACUUCUUACGCAAUCGGAAGCUUUCGCUGUACUAGGGUGUGUUUCGAUGCAUGGAACUGAACACUACACGAUGCCGCAGGGGUUUAGCUGUAGUGCUAAACCGAGAAAUUCAAGUGGCAACCAACGCUAUUGUUGCUCUACGUGUGGACGUUAUUCUUGAACUGUCAAUCUUUUCAAACAUAACUUCCGUGUACUGAACUCAUUAGAAAUAAAAACGGAAAGAAUAUUUUUAACGAUUAAGAAAGUUGUGUUUUAAUGUGCGUAACUGUUCCAUUUUCUUAGAAAUGGAUCAAAGCUACUGCUGAAAUUGCACCGAGGUUCCAGGUAGUCCCAAAUCGUUUAAUGAUCAAUAGCGGCGGCAGUCAGUCCCAAACGUAGAUUGCAGCGGGAAAGGGAAGGAAUGUUAGUCCGACACUUGUUUUUGCUAGAGGCCGUUUAUUUUACUGCUCACUGCAUAAGUGUGUCGGAAGGAGAGAGAUUGUUAUUAGGGAUAGGACUCGAUUUAGAAUGGUGCUGUGCUGUUUUGAGUUUGCACGCGAUUUAAGAUUUUAGGAGUCUGGACGCCCAGAAGACUCAUGUGAAUGGAAAAUGUCUAACAACAUACUUAUUUUAAAUAUUAUUUUGACAAAAGACAAACUAAUGAAAGGAAAAGUACCAAAAAAUGUGAAAAAAGUUGUAAACUA
Messenger RNA from Topomyia yanbarensis, 2443 nucleotides. RefSeq names its product BTB/POZ domain-containing protein 2-like. The record is from RefSeq and is a predicted model, not a curated record. The transcript is spliced from 3 exons. The coding region runs from base 802 to 1920 and encodes 372 amino acids. Gene Ontology annotation, biological process: neurogenesis. Gene Ontology annotation, molecular function: protein binding. Lineage: Eukaryota; Metazoa; Arthropoda; Insecta; Diptera; Culicidae. Gene Ontology annotation, cellular component: P-body; cytosol.